AUGUUUGACACGCUUCAUUCUUACCACACUGUAUUCUACAUUUGUGGAGCAACAUCCACCUUGUCAGCCUGUCUUAUGUUCCUCAUUCCAUGGCUUAUGCCCAACCAACAGGGGGGUGCUUUCCGUCGAGAUUCCGCGCUGAGCCGCCUGGAAAGUCUCCUGAGUUCGCUGCCACCAACUCCAAGAAGAAUUUCAAGAAGAAAUUUCGCUCACGGUAGCCAAGGUAGUGGAACAGGCGAUAGUGACGACGGCAGGGGUGGAGACAGUCUUUGUGAAGCAGACAGGAUUGAAAUGGAGUUUCUGCAAGGAUCUGGGUCCAACGACGUGGAAGACGAUGACCAAGACGGCGGCACAAGGCGACCGGAUGCUGGCCUCCGCCAGGAUACCUCCAUAAACACUGUCUUUAAUUCAACCAUGUCUCAUCGUGGAUCCAUCACAAAGUUUCUACUGCAACAACAGCUUCAAUCAUGGAGCAGGUCUCCUUCACCACUAUCAGAUUCCUGUCGAGGAUCAGGUCAAGGAAACCAGUCAUCGCGUGGCGACUCGUCAAGAAGCUCGCUGAGCAGUUACUUUGGGGGCUCAAGGAGAGCGUCAUGUUCAACCUCCUCAAAAUCGAAGAGCUCCAGCAAGCCUACGCCAACGGGUUCAAUUCGCGAUUCUGAUAAACUUGGAGAAUCAACCAGCGAAGAGACAUCAGAGUUGAACUCCGACGAACUGGAACCAGAAAUAGACGAGACGACAGUGGAUUUCUUGCAUGUUGAUGCUUUAUCUCGUCGAAUCUCCGAGGUGAGCACGGUCGUGGCUUCAUGCAGGGAGUCUGGGCAGAGCACCGUAGUUUGUUCAAAUCGCAGCAGUGUCGUCAAGGUAGCCCUAAGUCCUAAGGUCAGCCUGCAGGAGGAAGACUCUCAGCAGCAGCGUUCCGUGAAAGACCCCGACAUGCUUCAUGUGCUUGCCGCUCGUCUUUUGCAGGCUACGCGUAAAAAAGAGAAUAAUUUUGACGGUAAAGAACUCAAAGAGUCAGUAGUGUAA
Molecule: messenger RNA, 1029 nt
Organism: Porites evermanni
Lineage: Eukaryota; Metazoa; Cnidaria; Anthozoa; Scleractinia; Poritidae
Source: the annotation of a GenBank genome assembly